AUGACUACCAGCAUGACUUCCAGCAUGACUUCCAACAUGACUUCCAAUAUUAUUUCCAGCUUGACUUCUACCACUACCAAUACACCUACACCUUCCACAGAUUCCAUUGUGGAUUCAAUAAUAACACCAAUGGAACCGAGUAAAACUCAAGAAUUUAUUAUAAGGCAUGAAAUUAAAGAAUUAGGGAUACAUAAUUUAGUUUGUACAUUACAAUAUGUUGCAGCGAAUGAAGGAAUAAAAAGAUUAUUUAGAAAAUAUUAUAGAUUUCAAGUAUUUAAUCCUUUUGCGGUAAAAACCAAAGCUAAUAAUAUGGGAGAUGGAACUGUAUUUUUAGAAGUUCAAAUACAAAAUGUAUCAGAAAGAUAUAUGUAUUUAGAAAGAAUGAAUUUUGAACCGGGAGAAAUUUUUAAUUAUCAGGAUUUAAAUUAUAAUGAUAAUAAUAUUGAUGAUGGUGGUGAAAACGAUGAAUUUGGGGAAUUUAUGAGUGGAAGUAAUAUAGAUAAUGAAGAUAAUAACAUUUUUAAUCAGAAUAAACAGAAUGAGAAUAAUAAAAUUAACGAUAAUCAAGAAGAGAAUAAAGAAGAAAAUAUAAAGAAGAAUAUAGAAAGUGUUUUUGGAAAUAAUAGUUAUUUAAAUCCUCAAGAUAUUCGACAAUAUUUAUAUAUGUUAAAACCUAAACCAGAAAUAGAUGAUAGAUUAGGACGUACAGCAAAUGCUUUAGGAAAAUUAGACAUAAUUUGGCGAUCACAUUUAGGAGAAACCGGAAGAUUACAAACAUCACAAUUAACCAGAAAAUCACCAAUACUUGAUGAAAUAGAAUUAUCAGUAAUUUCAAUUCCAUCAAUAAUACAAUUAGAAAUUCCAUUUAAAUUAGGAUGUAGAAUAAGAAAUCGAACUACCUCAACAAUAAAAGUUAUAAUAUCUGCCAUAAAGAAUAAAAUGGGAUCAAUAUUAUUAAGUGGACAAAGUUCUGAAAUGUUAGGUGAAAUAAUUUCUGAUGGAAUUAUUGAAUUUGAAUUAGAAUUUUUUCCAUUAAGUCCAGGAUUACAAAGAGUUGGAGGAUUAAAACUUACUGAUAUAAUAUCCGGGUAUACUAAAGAAUUUGAUCAUUUGACUGAUGUUUUUGUAGUUUUCUUGUGA
Diversispora eburnea is the source of this 1140-nucleotide messenger RNA. The record is from the annotation of a GenBank genome assembly. Lineage: Eukaryota; Fungi; Glomeromycota; Glomeromycetes; Diversisporales; Diversisporaceae.